Camelina sativa (false flax) is the source of this 480-nucleotide messenger RNA. The record is from RefSeq and is a predicted model, not a curated record. Lineage: Eukaryota; Viridiplantae; Streptophyta; Magnoliopsida; Brassicales; Brassicaceae.
AAUAUCAAGUCUAAUAAGAGAGGAGAAAAUAUGUCUGACAAAAAAUUGCCAGAACAUCCAGGGAAACGAGAGUGCGGCACCUAUCUUAUAACAGGAAACUGUAAUCUGAAAAAAAGGUGCAAAUACCAUCAGCCCAAGAAUAUAACCCCGAUAGAGCCUGGACUGACCCUCAAUGAAAAUGGCUUACCGUUAAGACCUAAUAAAGCCAUUUGUCCACAUUUCAGUCGCUUCGGCCUUUGCAAAUCCGGUCCAACUUGUAAAUUCGACCAUUCUUCCUCAUCCUCACGUAGCAAAUUGUGAAAAAUGAAACUGAAAUUCCCUAUCUUUCGUUCAGUUUGUUCUAAAUAAUACUAUAAUAUUUUAUUCACCAUUUGUAAUAAUAAUAUAUGAAAGAAUGCAAUGAUCAAGUUGAUCACCAUGGUUAUCAAAAAUGUUCAUUUCAUGUAACAAGAUUAGACUUUUUGUUUCGAUUUAAUGCAA